AGUGGAGGCGUUUUUGUUCACCUCUCUGCACUAUGUCCGGCGGCCUUCUGAAGGCGCUGCGCAGCGACUCCUACGUGGAGCUGAGCCAGUACCGGGACCAGCACUUCCGGGGUGACAAUGAAGAACAGGAAAAAUUACUGAAGAAGAGCUGUACGUUGUAUGUUGGAAAUCUUUCCUUUUACACAACUGAAGAACAGAUCUAUGAACGCUUCAGCAAAAGUGGUAACAUAAAGAAAAUCAUUAUGGGCCUGGAUAAGAUGAAGAAAACAGCAUGUGGGUUCUGCUUUGUGGAAUACUAUUCAAGAGCAGAUGCGGAAAAUGCCAUGAGGUACAUAAAUGGAACUCGUCUGGAUGACCGGAUCAUUCGCACAGACUGGGAUGCAGGCUUUAAAGAGGGCAGGCAAUAUGGCCGUGGGCGAUCUGGGGGCCAGGUACGAGAUGAGUAUCGGCAGGACUAUGAUGCUGGGAGAGGAGGCUAUGGAAAACUGGCCCAAAACCAGUGAGUGGUGAGACCCCAUCAUGAAAACUCACUCUUUGGCCUGUUGAAUUUGCCGUGCAUUACCCAAGGUCUGCAAACCUACCCACGUUUACCAUGCUUUGAUCAAGGUCUCUACUGAGCUGGAACCCUUUUCAUGGUUUUCUUUUGAAAACUAUUAAAGGACAGAAUCCAAAGGAA
This is a messenger RNA of Mustela erminea (ermine), 676 nucleotides long. RefSeq names its product nuclear cap-binding protein subunit 2-like. Lineage: Eukaryota; Metazoa; Chordata; Mammalia; Carnivora; Mustelidae. Gene Ontology annotation, cellular component: nuclear cap binding complex. Gene Ontology annotation, molecular function: RNA cap binding. The transcript has a single exon. The record is from RefSeq and is a predicted model, not a curated record. Bases 33 to 503 code for a protein of 156 amino acids. Gene Ontology annotation, biological process: mRNA cis splicing, via spliceosome.